AGGCGGGAUAUAAAAGUCUUGAAGAAUAACUCAUUGAUCAACCUCCAACAAGGCAGAGUUGCUUGUGCAAACCUCAUACAGAAGUUAGUUACGGAAAACGUGCGCGUUACUCCGUAAACCUCUAUUUCUUGUUUUCACUUGGACGAACCAUCAGGGCAGCUGCAAUGUGGAUUCAAGUGCGCACAAUGGAUGGGAGUGAAACCCACCGGGUGGAUUCCCUGUCCAAGCUCACCAAGGUGGAUGAGCUACGUCUCAAAAUCUCUGAGCUCUUCAAGGUGGAGCCAGACCUGCAGAGACUUUUCUACCGCGGCAAGCAGAUGGAGGACGGCCAUACCAUAUUCGACUACAAUGUGGGCCUAAACGAUAUAGUGCAACUGCUUGUGAGGCAGAAGGUUGAUGUGGUGAAAGACAAAGAAGCAGAGCUCUCAGACUCUGACUCUGGUUGUGGAUCAACCCGGAGUGAAUCCGACAAGAACUCAACUCACAGGGAGGCCGAGGCUCAGACCGCCGGCACCUCCUCCACAACAAACACCACAGAGCUCGUUGAUCCAGGGUUCGGAUCUUACAAGAUCAAUGAGCUAGUGGAUGCAAGGGACUUAAACAUGGGGGCGUGGUUUGAAGCGCAGAUCUUGAAUGUUACCAAGUCAACAAAGACGCCUAAAGCAGAAGCUGCUGAUGCACAGCCAGCAGAGGAGGAGAUAUUGUACCAAGUUAAAUACGAAGACUACCCAGAGAACGGGCUGGUUCAGUUGCUGGCCAAGGAUGUUCGCCCUCGGGCCCGCACGGUGUACCAGUGGCACCAGCUGGAGCCAAAGAUGGUUGUUAUGGUCAACUUCAACCCAGACGACCCCAAGGAGCGUGGCUAUUGGUACGACGCUGAGAUCCAGAAGAAGAGGGAGACUCGCACAGUGAAAGAAAUCGACGCCAAGAUUCUCCUUGGUGAUGCUGGUGACUCUCUUAAUGAUUGUCGGAUCAUGUUCCUGACUGAAAUCUACAAAAUCGAGGAGGUUGGUUCUCUGGAUGAAACACCCGCUGGAUCCGAGAGUCCGCUGAAAAGAUCAAAUGGACCCGAGUGCAAGCACUGCAAAGAUAAUCUCAAGAAAAACUGCCAGUGGUGUAACUGCCACGUCUGCGGCAUCAAGCAGGAUCCCGACAAACAGCUGCUGUGUGAUGAGUGCGACAUGGCCUAUCACAUCUACUGCCUGAACCCCCCGCUCACCUCCAUCCCUGACGACGAGGACUGGUAUUGCCCAGGAUGCCAUAAUGACGCCAGUGAGGUUGUGUUGGCUGGAGAGAAGCUGAAGGAGAGCAAAAAGAAGUCUAAGAUGGCUUCUGCCAGUUCCACCAGCCAGAGGGACUGGGGCAAGGGAAUGGCCUGUGUUGGUCGAACCACGCAGUGCACCAUCGUCCCAUCAAACCACUACGGCCCAAUCCCCAGCGUUCCUGUCGGCUCCCUGUGGAAGUUCAGAGUGCAGGUCAGUGAAUCUGGCGUCCACAGGCCUCAUGUAGCUGGGAUCCACGGCAGGAGCAACGACGGGGCCUUCUCUCUGGUCCUGGCAGGAGGAUAUGAGGAUGACGUGGAUGAUGGUAACGAGUUCACAUACACUGGCUCUGGUGGGCGAGAUCUUUCCGGAAACAAGAGGACCGCUGAGCAAUCAUGUGAUCAGACACUUACCCACAUGAACCGGGCGCUGGCUCUCAACUGCAACGUCCCUGUCAACGACAAAAAUGGAGCCGAUGCGAAGAACUGGAAGGCGGGAAAACCAGUUAGAGUCGUGCGCAGCUGCAAGGGUCGCAAACACAGUAAAUACUCCCCUGAGGAAGGAAACAGAUAUGAUGGGAUAUAUAAGAUUGCAAAGUACUGGCCAGCCAAAGGGAAGUCUGGCUUCUUGGUGUGGCGAUAUCUGCUGAAGCGUGACGAUGAGGAGCCGGCACCGUGGACGAGAGAUGGCAAGGACCGCGUCAAGAAGCUCGGGCUCACCAUACAGUAUCCUGCUGGCUAUCAAGAGAAAGAGAAGGAGAAAGAGAACAAAAAUGUUGCGGAUGAGUCUUCGGAAACACCCAGCAAGUCAAAGAGGAAGAGGAAAUCCCAGAGCAGUGAAUCCCCCAAGUCUUCACCAACCAAAACUCCUAAGAAAAUAAAGCUAGAAAUGUACAAGCUUACUAGGGAACAGAAAACCUUCAUCAAGAAUGACAAGCAAAACAAGAAACUGUGGGAUGAAGCCAUGGAGUCACUGUCACUCGGACCGAAAUUCCUGAACAAAGUCGAAGAAGUUUUCCUCUGCAUUUGCUGCCAAGAGGUUGUCUUUCAGCCGAUCACCACAGAGUGCCAACACAAUGUCUGCAGGGAAUGCCUAAAGCGAUCGUUCAAAGCAGACGUGCACACCUGCCCGGCCUGCAGGUACGACCUGGGAAAGAACUAUUUGAUGAACAUCAACAAACCCCUGCAGGAUAUCCUAAUGCAGUUGUUCCCAGGCUAUAGCAGCGGGCGAUGUUCAUUGGAUCUGCCUACUCUGCCUGGGAGGAAACGCCAUGUAAACUACCCAGAACAUGAUGUACGAUCUGGUGUUGGAGCUUCAACAUCGAAGUGAGGAGCUGGACAGGAGGAUUGUAGCUCUGGAAGAGAAACUGGAUUCCAUCCUUCUCAGUUUGCAGUCGCUUCCCGUUGUGCUUUCUCAAGCAAUAACAAAGCUACAAAAGGAUUUCCUGGACGACUUGGCCUGUCGCGUCCACUUCCUGUCAUCCUCCCUGAGCUCCGAGUGCUGUUCAGUCCCUGCCAGGCAGCUUUGUCCAGGACCCACCACACCAGAGACACCAUACAUACAUAGACCUCACUCUGUGGCUUUCCUUGUAGUCUGGAAACUUUGUUCAUGCUGGGAAGGAUUUUCUCAACAUGCACACUCUUCUUUUAAGUAGCGCUCUGCUACACAUUUUUACAGUUACACAAAUAAACCCCUGGGAGUAAUAGCUCUUACUGAGCAGCCCAAAUGACAAGGGAAGUGCUUUAGUGAGGGGAUUCUCGGCUAAGGGAAGAUCCAUUUUUUUCCCCCAGAGGUUCACAGUUACUGUAUAGUCAGGACUGGGUUUUCAGCUACAAAUAGACACACAUUAGUAGUGUCUCUUAGGAAGCAAUAUGAAGAUGAUUUUUAAGGUACCUAGAGUCUAAGUGUGUUAGUUCCUAAGUAAUUAAGAAAUGAGGAAUACAUUUUUCCCUUAUUCUCGAGCUUACAUACCUCAAAUGGAUAAGUAUUUAUUUUGUAUGUCUACUAAUCAACUCUUUUGCAAUAUUUCUUUCUGAAAGAAAUCUAACAUUAGGGAAAUGGAGAUUGUCCUUAAAAUAUGGACAGCACUUUUGAAUAUGUGCAUUACAUGAUGUCACUAUACAUGAACAAGUUAAACUUAUGAUCAUUAUUAUUUAUUAUUAUACAAAUAUCCUAAAAAUCCCUGUUUCAGUUGGAAAAUGUUUUCCUUUGAUGACCUAGCAACAGUUUAUUUUAAAGUUGUAGGCAUACACAUAUUGAGAACCUGCAAUAGAAAUAAAGUAAAUCUAUAAUUAUUAAAUUGUUAACAUUAUAUAUAGCCCUGAAAUCUUCCUUUGUGUUUCACUGGCCUUAGCCUACAACAUUAAUAGAACCUUAGGACCUACUUUCUUUUGAUUUUCAUAGCAGCAACAUACAGUAUCAGCAUCUUGCCGAAUACAAAAGCAAUAAAUACUUUUUCCCAAGA
Molecule: messenger RNA, 3726 nt
Organism: Gymnodraco acuticeps
Lineage: Eukaryota; Metazoa; Chordata; Actinopteri; Perciformes; Bathydraconidae
Product: E3 ubiquitin-protein ligase UHRF1-like
Exons: 18
Coding region: 165-2591 (808 amino acids)
Biological process (GO): negative regulation of gene expression via chromosomal CpG island methylation
Molecular function (GO): protein binding; ubiquitin protein ligase activity
Source: RefSeq, a predicted model, not a curated record